Molecule: messenger RNA, 2069 nt
Organism: Populus euphratica (Euphrates poplar)
Lineage: Eukaryota; Viridiplantae; Streptophyta; Magnoliopsida; Malpighiales; Salicaceae
Product: transcription factor bHLH122-like
Exons: 6
Coding region: 518-1777 (419 amino acids)
Biological process (GO): regulation of transcription by RNA polymerase II
Cellular component (GO): nucleus
Molecular function (GO): DNA-binding transcription factor activity, RNA polymerase II-specific; protein dimerization activity; RNA polymerase II cis-regulatory region sequence-specific DNA binding
Source: RefSeq, a predicted model, not a curated record
UCCCAUUGGCUAUACCCACAGAAGAGGAAAGAAACCGCUUUUCUAUUUUUUUUUUUUUUCCCUUACCAUGGAAAAAGAGAAAAAAGGAAAAUCCAGUCUCUCUCUCUUUACUCACUGCAUCAACACCACCACCUCCAUCCUUUUGAAGCAUCUCAGAGAGAGUGAGGGUUUUUUAGUGGCUUCGUUUUGGUGUUAAUGCUAUCUUCUUGAGUGAAGUUUGCUUAGUUUCACACUUAGAAAAAUGGGUUGUUUUCAGAUUUGAUGGUUACCGUUGCUUCCUAUGAUAAAAUUCAAGCAGGAUUUAUCUAUCUUAUCAAGGUCUCUGUUCUUGCUCUGUUCCCCCCUGUUUCAAGAAAAAUCAAAUGGGUUUGCCUUGUUCUGUCUCUUGUUACCUUUGUUCACCUUCUUGAUUUCUUAACCUGUCUUUGAUCUGAUUUGUAAGGAAAGAAAAGGACUUUUAACAAGCAAGUGGGCUGCCUUUCUUCUUGGAGAUCUUAGUCAAGAAACAGGGGACUAAAUGGAGCACCAUCAUCAUUUUCUUCAUGGUCAUAAUGAACACCAACAAAUUCAUCAGAAACAAACGAAUCCUGGGUUAACAAGGUAUCAAUCCGCACCGAGUUCAUAUUUAUCAAAUAUUUUGGACAGAGACUUCUGUGAAGAGUUUCUCAAUAGGCCGGCAAGUCCGGAAACAGAACGAAUUCUCGCGAGAUUUUUAGCCAGUUCUAGUGGUAAUACAGAGAAUAUAUCAAGUCAAAAUCUUUGUGAGAUUAAACAAGAUUCUCCAGAAGCAGUUCCACAAACUAAUCAGCAACCCCAGAUGGUGGCUGCAAUGAAUAAUCUUGGCAGUGACACAAGAGUGCAGAAGCAGCAGCAGCAGCAGCAGAGCAAUUACUCUGCCUCACAGGGUUUUUAUCAAAAUCAAGCAAAACCUCCAUUACCAGAUCAGAAGUCAGGUUCUGGAAUGAAUUAUAGAUCAAUGAAUUCAGUGGGAACGGAGAGGUUGCCUUCCAUGAAGCCCAGUAGUAGCAAUAACUCGAAUCUAGUUCGACAUAGUAGCUCACCUGCAGGGCUUUUCUCCAACAUAAAUAGUGAAUUUGAAUUUGAAAAUGGCUAUGCUGUCUUGAGAGGUAUGAGAGAUCUUGGAGCAGGUAAUAGAGACAUAAACUAUUCUGCAGCCAGCAGGCCAACUCCUUCUUCAGGGAGAAUGGGUCCAGUUGCUGAAAUGGGAAACAAAAACAUGGGAGAAAAUAGCCCAGAGAGUGGUGGUUAUUCUGAAACUCGCAGCAGUAAUUAUGUCUCAGGUUACCCUAUUGGAUCUUGGGAUGAUUCUGCUAUGCUAUCUGCUGGUUCAAAAAGACACCUUACAGAUGAUGAUACGACAGUACUUUCUGGUCUAAAUGCAUCUGAAACUCAGCAGAAUGAAGAGGGAGGAAAUCGCCCUCCGGUGUUGGUUCAUCACAUGAGUUUGCCAAAAACUGCUGCAGAAAUUUCAGCCAUCGAGAAGUUCUUGCAAUUUCAAGAUUCCGUGCCUUGCAGGACUAGAGCUAAGCGUGGUUGUGCUACUCAUCCAAGAAGCAUUGCUGAGAGGGUGAGAAGAACUAGAAUCAGUGAACGAAUGAGGAAACUCCAGGAUCUUGUACCUAACAUGGAUAAGCAAACAAACACAUCAGACAUGCUGGAUUUGGCUGCUGACUACAUCAAGGACCUUCAAAGGCAAGUCCAGACACUUUCAGAGAUUCGUGCAAGGUGUGCAUGCAUAAACAAGCAGCAGCCCUAGUCGAAAAUGUCGAAGUAUGAAUUAGUUUGUGUAUAGAACCAAUAAGAAUUUGCAAGACUAGAGAUGAAGGCAAAGCUGGGUUCUCUCUUGCACUGAAAAAUAUGAAGGUGCUGCUUACAGCCAGGGAGGGCUAUAUUUAUUAUGUGGGGAUGGGAGUGAAGAUCGAAUGCCCCAGAAGCUAACUUUAAGAUUCAGCCAACCCCCACCCUAUGUUGCUUAUUGAUCAAAGGCAUGUUUCUUUAUGCGGCUGGACCGUAUUUUUUUAGUUAUAAAUUAAUAUUUUUUAGGUUUU